AUGCCUCACAUUGGCGCAUCUCUUCCAGGAGUGGCCUUGGCUCUCUGCAGUGCGACUGCGGCCGCCUUCUCAAACCCAUCUCCCUUUACCCCGAAACACGAGCCUGGCCGAUGCGCCUUCCGCGGCCAGUGCGGCAAACAGAGCUUCUUUGGCAAGCAGCUCCCAUGUGUGGACAAUGACCCAGCUCAUGAUGCCGAUGCCGAGCUCCGCAAGGAGCUUGUUGAGCUCUGUGGUGCCGAGUGGAAUCAUGUCCAAGUAUGCUGCACGUUGGAUCAGGUUCGCUCUCUCAAGUCCGAACUCGGAACGCCAAACACUUUGAUCGGCUCAUGUCCAGCUUGCAAAAGCAACUUUUUCAACAUGUUUUGCCAGUUUACUUGUUCUCCCGAUCAAUCAACCUUUGUCAACGUCACCCAAGCUGCUCCGAAGAACGGUAAGCUGCUGGUCACCGAGCUAGACCAUCUUAUAUCCGAAAGGUAUGGCUCUGGCCUCUAUGACAGCUGCAAGGAGGUCAAGUUCGGAGGUGCCAAUAGCCGAGCUAUGGAUUUGAUAGGAGGCGGUGCCAAAGAUUAUCAUGCGAUGCUCAAGUUUUUGGGCGACAAGAAGCCACUGGUUGGCUCACCGUUCCAGAUUAACUUUCCCGAGUCGUACCAGGAACCCAACAUGGGGUCGAAAGACAUGAAUCCCAAAAAGUGCAACGACGAGGACCCUGACUACAGAUGCGUUUGUGUGGACUGUCCCGAAGUAUGCCCCGAGCUUCCCGCCGUCAAGCAACCGGGUGCUUGCCAUGUUGGCGCACUUCCUUGCCUUUCCUUUGCGUCCAUCUUCACCUAUUCGGUGCUACUCUUUGUUUUCGCCACAUCCCUCUUUGGCAGAUUCGCUUGGAAAAAGUAUGCAGAGCAUCAAGUUGAAAGGACAAGAUUACUGCACGAAUCCUCGCAUAACGACGACGAGGAUGAAGGAGGCCCCGUAUUGACGGAAGCCAUGCGCGAUCGGCCGACAAAGAGCUAUUGGAUAAACGAUCGCUGUGACGAUAUAUUCUACCGACUGGGUCACUCUGCAUCACGCUUUCCAUCCCUUACAAUUGGCGCCAGUCUCUUGAUUGUGGCAGUACUGAGCGCGGGUUUGUUCAGGUUCGACUUGGAAAAAGACCCGGCGAGACUCUGGGUCAGUCCGUCAUCAGCUGCUGCGCAGGAGAAAGUCUACUUUGACUCCAACUUUGGACCCUUCUAUCGCGCGGAAAAGGUUUUCCUUGUCAAUGACACGAAUCCUGCUGGACCUGGUUCCGUCCUCAGCUACGACACCCUCAAGUGGUGGGUCGACGUCGAGAAAAGCAUCGAGGCACUUGAGAGCGAAACAUAUGGUAAAACUCUUCGCGAUGUCUGCUUCAAACCUAUGAACGAUGCUUGCGUCGUUCAAUCAGUCAGUGGAUACUGGUUUUCCAAGGGCGGCGUGAUCGAUGCCAAAACCUGGAAAGAUGAUUUACGCAGCUGCGCCAGUUCGCCCGUCGACUGCCGCCCAGAAUUCGGCCAGCCUAUCGAGCCUGGGAUGAUCCUGGGCGGCUAUCACAGCGACGUCGCCGAUGCGCAGGCCAUUACUGUGACAUGGGUCGUCAAUAACCCACCCGAAGGCAGUGAUGCCCGAGGGAGGGUUAUAGACUGGGAAAACCGACUUCGAGAUCGCCUCCUUGAGGUGCAAGAGGAGGCCGAGCAGAGAGGGCUCCGGUUGUCCUUCACCACCGAAAUCAGCCUGGAACAAGAGUUGAACAAGUCCACAAACACAGACGCCAAGAUCAUCGUCGUCAGCUACAUCGUCAUGUUCAUCUACGUCUGUAUGGCGCUGGGCACCCCUCUGAAACACAUCUUUAGGAACCCAGCGCUGCUGCUUGUCGAGCCAAAGGUCACACUAGGACUCGUGGGUAUCCUGAUUGUCUUGAUGUCUAUUGCCGCAUCGAUCGGAUUCUUCUCUUGGGUAGGUCUCAAGGCGACUCUCAUAAUCGUAGAGGUCAUCCCCUUUAUCGUACUUGCCGUUGGCGUGGACAACAUCUUCCUGAUUGUUCACGAGCUUGAGCGAGUCAACGUGAGCUGCCCGGACCAGAUGGUGGAGGAGCGUGUCGCGAGAGCCCUUGGACGCAUGGGACCCUCCAUCUUGUUCUCUGCGCUGACGGAAACCGUCGCCUUCGCACUGGGUGCUGCCGUGGGCAUGCCCGCGGUUCGCAACUUUGCUGCCUACGCAGCGGGAGCGGUGCUGGUCAACGCGCUUCUGCAGACGACCAUGUUUGUGUCCUUCCUGGCCCUGAACCAGAUGCGUGUUGAAGACCACCGAUGCGAGCUUUGGCCAUGGUGGCAAGUCAAAAAGGCUCGCAUCCACCUCAACGGCAGCAACAGCUACGCCGGAGGAGGAAGGGUGUCGGAAAUCGAAGAGGAAACCUUCCUGCAGGUCUUCAUCAAGAAUACGUAUGCGCCUCGUCUUCUGGGUAAACGUGUCAAGAUUGGCGUCAUCACCGUCUUCCUCGGCGCGUUUGCCGCCGCCCUUGCGCUGCUGCCCAAGAUUGAAAUCGGCCUCGACCAGCGAGUGGCGAUUCCCGACGGGUCGUACUUGAUCCCGUACUUCAACGACUUGUACGACUACAUGGAGACGGGCCCUCCCGUGUACUUUGUCACGCGAGGGGUUGACGUGUCGCGCCGAGAACAGCAGCAGCAACUCUGUUCCAGAUUCACCUCUUGCCAGUCGCUGUCCUUGGCUAACACCCUGGAACUCGAAAGACAACGACCGGAAGUGUCCUACAUUGCUUCCCCCGCUGCUAGCUGGCUGGACGACUUCUUCCUGUGGCUGAAUCCGAUGUACGAGCAAUGCUGCGUGGAGGAUGGUAAGACGUGCUUUGCAGGACGAAAGCCCUCGUGGAACACGACCCUGUACGGCAUGCCCGAAGGCAAGGAGUUCGUCCACCACCUCCACAAGUUCCUGUCCUCUCCCGCGGACGAGGAGUGCCCCCUGGGAGGCAUGGCAGCCUACGGCGACGCAGUAGUCAUCGGCGGCGACGACCAAAGCGUCCAAGCCAGCCAUUUCCGGACGGCGCACACCCCUCUCCGCAGCCAGGCUGACUUCAUCGGCGCAUACUCGUCGGCCCGCCGUAUCGCGUCCGAGAUUGGCCAGAGAACCGGCGCGGAUGUGUUCCCCUACAGCGUGUUUUACAUAUUCUUCGACCAGUACCUCACCAUUGUGCAACUCACGGCGAGCCUGCUGUCGGCGCUCUUCGGCAUCGUUCUCGUCGUCGCCUCUGCGCUCCUCGGAUCGGCACGGACCUCGGCUGUCUUGACCGUCACCGUCUUCAUGUGCGUUGUCGACAUCAUGGGCGCCAUGGCAGUCUUUGGCGUGUCCCUCAACGCAGUAUCCCUGGUCAAUCUCGUCAUCUGCGUGGGCAUAUCCGUCGAGUUCUGCGCCCACAUAUGCAGAGCUUUCACGUUCCCUUCCCGGACCGUCAUGCAGAGCAACAACACCACUCUGCGCGGCAGGGACGCGCGCUCUUGGACAGCCCUCGUCAACGUCGGCGGCUCCGUCUUCUCCGGCAUCAUCGUGACCAAGUUUCUGGGGGUCUGCGUGCUGGCGUUUACCCGGUCCAAGAUUUUCGAGAUCUACUACUUCAGAGUCUGGCUGUCCCUGGUCGUGGUCGCGGGCUUGCAUGCACUGGUGUUCUUGCCUGUCGCGCUGAGCGUUGCCGGCGGGAGCGGCUACGUGGAUCCGGAAAGCGAGGGCACGGCAGCUCAAGACCUGACGGACAGGAGGUGGCGAGCGAUUCGGGUCCAUGACAACAGCGACUCAGAGGAGGAGGAUUACUGA
Molecule: messenger RNA, 3837 nt
Organism: Ustilaginoidea virens
Lineage: Eukaryota; Fungi; Ascomycota; Sordariomycetes; Hypocreales; Clavicipitaceae
Exons: 2
Coding region: 1-3837 (1278 amino acids)
Cellular component (GO): membrane
Source: RefSeq, a predicted model, not a curated record